AUGUGCAGCAAGGAAAACCAAGACGACGACAAUUCGAGAGGUUCUGUCUUCUCGGGUUUCAGUUUGUCUCUUGAAGACGCACUUCAUCUUCUCCAACGUUUCUUCAACUCUUCAAACCAGAUUAAGCAGAUUCACACUGUCCUCUUUACCAGCAACGCUUUGGUCGCUUCAAGAUGGAAAACGAAAUGCGUCUACAACACACUCAUUCGAUCUUAUCUCACUACAGGACAAUCCAAGACCUCUCUUGCUCUCUUCACCCACAUGCUUGCAAGGCAAGUCCGACCAAUCAAUCUCACUUUCCCUUCUCUGAUAAAAGUAGCUUGUUCAUCUUUCUCUGUUUCUUAUGGUGUUGCCUUACAUGGCCAAACUCUUAAACGGGGUGUUCUAUGGGAUCCAUUUGUUCACACUUCUUUUGUUCGAUUCUAUGGUGAAGUCUGUGAUUUGAAGAGCUCGAGGAAGAUGUUUGAUGGUAUUGUAGAUCCUUGUGUUGUAGCUUGUAACAGUUUGUUUGAUGCUUGUGGAAGAAACAGAGAGAUGGAUUUUGCUUUCGAGUUAUUUCAGAGUAUGCCUGUAACUGAUGUGGUUUCUUGGACUACUGUUAUCAAUGGGUUUAGUAAGAACGGGUUACACGCCAGAGCUGUUAUGCUUUUUGGUGAGAUGAUACAGAAUGAACGUGAGGUAAUAACUCCGAAUGAGGCUACUUUCGUUAGUGUGCUUUCUUCUUGUGCUAAUUUGGAUCGAGGAGGUCUUCGUUUGGGGAAACAGAUUCAUGUAUAUGUUAUGGGGAGAGAGAUCAUCCUCACUACUACUUUGUGUACUGCUUUGCUCGAUAUGUAUGGAAAAGCCGGUGACUUGGAAAUGGCUAGUACAAGAUCAUUCCAACAUCAGAGCAUUAUGGUUGCAUUGUUGAUCUCAUAGGUAGAGCUGGACUAUUGGUUGACGCGGCCAAUUUCAUUAAUAAUUUGCCAUCCAAGCCUGAUGCUUCUGUUCUCGGAGCUCUUUUGGGCGCCUGCAAGAUUCAUGAGAAUGCUGAGUUAGGAAAAAAGUAGGUAAACAGCUUAUCGGACUGCAACCUCAACAAUGUGGCCAGUAUGUGGCAUUGUUGACGUUAAAUGCUUUGGAUAGCAAUUGGUCAGUAGCAGAACAGAUGAGGAAAGCCAUGACAGGAGCUGGAAUUUGGAAAAUCCCUGCUUACAGUGUGCUGUCUUAAGGCUUGAGAAGUGAGAAGCACUGUGUGAUCUAUGUUCUGUUCUACUAUGUUCAGUUCACUCAUAGCGGCUUUCUAUAGAAUUCGUUGAUAAAGAAGAUCAAGAGCUUACUUGAAGACUAAAUGUCAGCACACCAGCUUCUACCAAGCACUCUCUUAAGGUUAUUCUUCUAUGACGUUAACCUUGACGGGAACAAGAUCACAAAGUAGACUUGGAGGUCUUUUCUUUCCAAAGGGUCUUUAGUGGGCAUUUUGUCGUUUGGGAUCACAAUCUCUUGACCCUGUUUUACAAUAUAGAGUUAAGAGUUGUUGAGCGUGAAGCCGGUUAAAGCAUCUAUAAGAGAGACCUUUCUUCUUCUUGAGAAUCAGAUGAGAUAAAAAUGACUACAUGUUCUCUUUUUUCAUACAUGCUUGCUCGAAAGAUAAACAUAUGAGCAUAUUUGGACUAACUUUGGACAUC
Molecule: messenger RNA, 1667 nt
Organism: Camelina sativa (false flax)
Lineage: Eukaryota; Viridiplantae; Streptophyta; Magnoliopsida; Brassicales; Brassicaceae
Source: RefSeq, a predicted model, not a curated record